Molecule: messenger RNA, 609 nt
Organism: Anastrepha obliqua
Lineage: Eukaryota; Metazoa; Arthropoda; Insecta; Diptera; Tephritidae
Gene: Cpr49Ad
Exons: 3
Coding region: 1-609 (202 amino acids)
Cellular component (GO): chitin-based extracellular matrix
Molecular function (GO): structural constituent of chitin-based larval cuticle
Source: RefSeq, a predicted model, not a curated record
AUGUUCCACAUCGAAAAGCUGCAAUCACAACAGGCAGCCAGAAGAUUCGCCGACCAUGAUGACAUAAGAAUGCUUCCCUUCAUAUGCGCCAUUACUGUGGCUCUCCUCUUCGCCAUAGCAGCGGCUCAGCUGAGACCAAUAGCACCGACUAAUGGCCCUCGACGUGUGGAUACUCGCGGUCGCUACACGCCCUACAACAGUGAUCCUUACUACAAUAAUCGCUACUUUAGAAAUCGAGAAUACUACAAUCGUCAAUAUUAUGAUGAUUUGUUAAAGAAAUAUAAUCCUGACGUAGCCGCCCCUCAGGCGCGCAUCAUUGCACAGAAUGUUGAAGCUAAUCACGAUGGCACCUACACAUACUCCUAUGAAACUGAAAAUGGCAUACAAGCCGAAGAACGCGGCGUGGCUGUAAAGGUAGGCACCGAAGAGCAAAAGGAAGUGGUCGAAGGCUCCUAUUCGUUUGUGGCACCCGAUGGCAUGCGUGUGAUUGUCAAGUACACUGCCGAUGAAAACGGUUAUCAUCCAACAAUUACAUAUGACGGCAUUAAUGCAGACCGUUUUUCUCGCUUGCAGCAGCCUGCUGAUACUAUAAUUACCCGCCAGAAUUGA